This is a messenger RNA of Encephalitozoon hellem ATCC 50504, 822 nucleotides long. Its product is annotated as Mg-dependent DNase. Gene Ontology annotation, cellular component: cytosol. The record is from RefSeq and is a predicted model, not a curated record. The transcript has a single exon. The coding region runs from base 1 to 822 and encodes 273 amino acids. Gene Ontology annotation, molecular function: 3'-5'-DNA exonuclease activity. NCBI's taxonomy places the organism in Eukaryota, Fungi, Microsporidia, Unikaryonidae.
AUGUUUAUCGACAUUGCUGUGAAUAUCACCGACAAGCUGCUGGCAAAAGACGAAGACUCCAUCGAAGACGUCAUUAAAAGAUGCAAGGAUGGCAAGGUCUUUCCGAUAUUUACCGGCCUUGAUCAUCAUACAAGUAAAUCCUGCGUGAACCUGGCGAGAAAAUAUAAAACAGUGUCAACUGUGGGGAUUCAUCCCACGUCAUCCUCAAAGUAUAAGGACGUCGAUGGAAUCAUUCCAUUGAUCGAUGACGACACCGUUGUUGCAAUAGGUGAAUGCGGCUUAGAUUACGAUCGUCUUGAGUUUGCGGAUAAAGCUUCCCAGAAAAGGAUUUUUAAGUCCCAGCUGGAUUUAGGAGGAGACUGCUACUUUCUCCAUUCAAGAUCUUGUCAUAGAGAUUUUAUGGAAGCUAUUUCUGAUUACAGGAUAAGAGGUGUUGUUCAUAGCUUUACUGGAAGCAUAGAAGAGGCUAAUGAGCUAAUAAAAAAAGGACUAUUCAUAGGAAUUAACGGAUGCUCUGUAAAGACUUUGGAGGGAGUAGAUGUUGUAAGAAAUCUCCCUCUUGAUUCUCUUCUUAUAGAGACAGACUCUCCAUAUUGCAAGAUCAGAAAGAGCUAUGCUGGAUUCAAGUAUGCCGCAUCGGAUUUCAGUUAUGAGAAGGCUCUAAAGAAAAGAAACGAGCCUUGCUGUAUUGUGCAAAUAGCUGAGAUAAUAAGUAAUGUAACUGGGAAGGACUAUAGCUAUGUUGUAGAGACCGUAUUUGGAAACACAAUCAGGCUUUAUGGGGACUUGCUGAGAAGGUCAGUGGAAGAAUGGGGGCUUUGA